AUGGGAGCCUAUUAUGGCGCCCACCCACAUUCCGCCCCCGUCGUUUCACCUACAACCGAGAACCAGCCAGUGCCUCAAUAUAACGACGCCAUUGAGUGGUUUGAGCAAGACUUUGCGGCCACGCGGGACGGUCGAUAUGACCCAGCCGUGGCACAGCUCAUCCUGGCUCAGGCGGCAAUUGAGACGACCACCGAGCUUCUGACGCAGGUGAUUCUUGACCUGGCACAACAUGCUGAGCUGGCCGAGGCCCUGCGGGAGGAGGUCGCCCGGGUCAUCCAGGAGGGAGGUUGGCGCAAGUCGUCGCUCUACGAAAUGAAGUUGCUGGACAGUGUGCUGAAAGAGAGUCAGCGUCUCAAGCCGCUAGCCAUGACAUCAAUGCAUCGACUUGUCCUCGAGGAAAUGACCUUAUCCGACGGGACUCGUCUACCCAAAGGAAGUGUCAACGGGGUGUCCGCAGAUCGCAUGUGGGACCCCAGUGUUCACGAGAAUCCGACGCAGUUCGACGGGUUCCGAUUUCAGCGCAUGCGUGAUCAACCCGGUGGCAGCGCCAACCAGGCGCACCUGGUCAGCACGAGUGUGGACCAUCUGGCCUUCGGCCAUGGAAAACACGCAUGUGCCGGUCGCUUCUUCGUUGCCCAUGAGGCCAAAAUCGCACUGACCCAUCUAUUGCUCAAGUACAACUGGAAGCUUGCCCCCACUUCCGCCAAUGCGAAACCCAUGGAAUUUGGACUCGUGCUGCAGGCGAAUCCGAAAGCCAAGAUUUCUAUUCGAGAACGCUCGAGGGAUAUCCAGGGGCCCCUCCUAGCUUGA
Messenger RNA from Aspergillus chevalieri, 810 nucleotides. Its product is annotated as cytochrome P450. The record is from RefSeq and is a predicted model, not a curated record. The transcript has 3 exons. Gene Ontology annotation, molecular function: monooxygenase activity; iron ion binding; heme binding. Bases 1 to 810 code for a protein of 269 amino acids. Lineage: Eukaryota; Fungi; Ascomycota; Eurotiomycetes; Eurotiales; Aspergillaceae.